UUAGUUUUUUUCAGAAAAGUUGUGCUCUGGCUCUGAAUCUCUCUUUUUCCACCUCUCUCCCUCUCGCUCCGUGACUUCCAGAUGCUGCUGCUGCUGUUGCUGAGUGUUGCGCCCGUUGUGACCUUGUCUGAAGCCGUGGGGAUGGAGCCUCCCAGAGCAGCCGGUCUACGGGAGUCGUCCCUCAAUGACGGCGUGGUGGACACGGCAAACGAGUCUUCGGAGGAGGAGUCUGCCGGGGAGAGGGAGGAGGGGGCCGGGGGGGAGAGGGAGGAGGGGGAGGAGGGGGCCGGUGCAGGUGAUGAAGACCCUGCUGAGCGGACCACAAGCACAGCAACAGUGAACGCCCGGCGGCCGAACUCCCUCCCGGUGGCGGCGGCUGUAGCAGGAGGAGGAGGAGGGGGGCGUGGCCUGUGGACGUCCCAGAGGCACGCCGAGGUGACCCUGAGGAUGGGGGACUCGGGCCUGGCCGCCGAGACGCCGCUGACCGUCGGCCAGAUGUUCGGCUCGGCCGUGGAGCGCUUCGCCGAGCACACGGCGCUCAGCUGGAAGGACGGCGAGCGGCAGCAGAGCCUCAACUACAGAGAAUACUACCAGACGUGCCGCGCCGCCGCCAAGAGCUUCCUCAAGCUCGGUCUGCAGCGCUGCCACAGCGUCGGCAUCCUGGGCUUCAACUCGCCCGAGUGGUUCAUCUCUGACAUCGCAGCCGUGUUGGCGGGCGGGUUCGCCGUCGGCAUCUACACCACCAACUCUCCGGAGGCAUGCCAGUACGUAGCGGACAACAGCAAGGCCAACAUCCUCGUGGUGGAGAACCACAAACAGCUGCAGAAGAUCCUUCAGGUUGAAGACAAGCUGCCGCACCUGAAAGCCAUCGUCCAGUACAAAGAUGCCCUCAAAGAGAAAAGACCAAAUCUGUACUCGUGGGCGGAGUUCAUGGAGCUGGGGCGCGACGAGCCCGACGAGCCGCUCGACGCCAUCGUCUCCAGCCAGAAGCCCAACCAGUGCUGCACCCUCAUCUACACCUCGGGGACCACGGGCCAGCCCAAAGGAGUCAUGCUGAGCCACGACAACAUCACGUGGACGGCGCUCUCCAUCAGCCACCACGUGGGUCUGAAGGACGCCACUCGCUCUCAGGAGCAGGUGGUCAGCUACCUGCCGCUCAGCCACAUCGCGGCCCAGAUGGUCGACAUGUGGGUCACCAUGAGGGUCGGAGGGGCGACCCACUUCGCCCAGCCGGACGCGCUGAAGGGCUCUCUGGUGACCACGCUGAAGGAAGUGCGCCCCACGGCCUUCAUGGGCGUCCCGCGCGUCUGGGAGAAGAUGCAGGAGAAGAUGAAGUCCGUCGGCGCCAAGUCUUCCACCGUGCGCAGGAAACUGGCCAUCUGGGCCAAAGACGUCGGCCUGCAGACCAAUCUGACCAAAAUGAACCAAGGCGGAGCCGCCGCUGGCCGCACGCCGCUCAGCUACCAGUUAGCCAAAAAGCUGGUGUUCAAAAAGGUGCGCAAGGCCCUGGGCCUGGACCGCUGCAGCCGGUGCUACACGGGCGCCGCCCCCAUCACCAAAAACACCCUGGAGUUCUUCCUCAGCCUGGACAUCCCCGUGUACGAGCUGUACGGCAUGAGCGAGAGCAGCGGGCCUCACACCAUCUCCACCCCCGAGGCCUUCAAGCUCACCAGCUGCGGCAAAGAGAUCCCGGGCUGCGAGACGAAGCUGCACAACCCGGACAAGGAGGGCAACGGCGAGAUCUGCUUCUGGGGCCGCCACGUCUUCAUGGGGUACCUCAACAUGGCCGAGCGGACGAAGGAGGCCCUGGACGACGACGGCUGGCUGCACUCCGGGGACCUCGGCAAACACGACGAGGGCGGGUUCCUCUUCAUCACCGGGAGAAUCAAAGAGCUGAUCAUCACGGCGGGAGGAGAGAACAUCCCUCCGGUUCCCACCGAGGACGCCGUGAAGGAGGCGGUGCCGCUGAUCAGCAACGCCAUGCUGAUCGGAGACAAGAGGAAGUUUCUGUCCAUGCUGCUCACCGUCAAGUGCCAGAUAAACCCAGAGUCGGGCGACUCAGAGGACGAGCUGACACCAGAAGCCAUCGAGUUCUGCAGGAAGUUGGGCAGCAACGAGCCCAGAUCUGCAGAGUCAUGGUCGAUGACAUCGAGUCGACCGCGAGGAGUGAAGCGAGUUCUGAGCCUUUACCGAGCGUUCCUCUCGUCUUCCUCAGGCCCGACGAUGAAGCUGAAGAGGCCGGUGGUGGCGAAGAUGUACAAGGAGCAGAUCGAGAACUUUUACAAGGAGUCGGCGACCCCGACGACCCCCGACAACCCGCCGCCUCCAAAAUAAGAGCCUAGAGCUCCUCCCCCUCCAGACGCGCCUCGGUCAGCCAUUUUUAUCUCGUACAUUUGUUCGUCUGCCUUAAGUUACGUCGUUCUGUCUCGGUUUACAUUUGAAAAUAAGAUAUCGUAAAAUAAAAAGCUUUAUGAUUUUUGAAGACGGUUCAAUAAGUCGGUCGACUCUGGACGAUGAUUUCCGACACGUGAAGUAUCGGCAGCUGGAGGCGGAGAGACGUCGGCGCUUUAUUCUUGUUACUGCUUUUCUUGAGCCGCGAGACGGAAUUACAUUUUUUUAAAGUCGAUGGGAUGUUUUUUUUAAGAAUUGUUGAACAUGUUUUUCUUUAUUUAUUUCUGGUUUGCCAAAGUUUACGUGAACUCCAGAUGAAGAAUUACCUUGAGAAAAGAUUCCAUUUGCAAUACAGCGAUCAUAUCUGCAGAUGUUUUCGGGCAUUUUACGUGUUUUUGGUGUUUUUCUUCUCAUCUCCGUCAGCUCGGUUUCAAAGAACAUUUUGUUGUUGUUGUUUACAAGGUUAUCAACAAAAAAAAAGACAACAAUUUCUGGUAGUUUCAGUUAGAAAAGUUAUUGAAAUCCACCUCAUAACUUUAGUUUUUCAUGCUGUGAAACAUCAUUGAAGCCAUAUAUCUAUAUCUAUACAUCUAUCUAUUGUCUUUUGUAAUUGUAAAGUCACUGUUGAAAGUCCUUCUGUGAUUUUUUUGUGGAAUAUUGUAAAUAUGCAUUUGUUUAUUAUCAUCUUUUUUGUGUGCAAUUCAUCUUUUCCACACAUUUUAUUUUGAAAAUCUCAUGAAUUAUAAUUGUUUUGCACUCAAAAGACUUACUUGGAAUGGGAAAUGUACAAAAGUAAAACAUGACGUAAACGUUUGAGGUCUUUAACCCUUAAAGACGUUCAACAGAGAAAACGGGUUAAAAAAGGAAGUGAAAGAGUUUGUCGUCCUCAGAGCCGAUUGUAAAUGAAGUAAAGGUGUAUAUUACGGGCGCAUCGUCAGGGCAACGUGAAGGUGGGCUCAGAGUAACUUAAAGUUCAGGGUAAAUGAAACAGUUCUGACGUGUGUGUCGUUGAAUAAGGGAAUGACGGUGACCUCACCCGACCUCAAAGAGUCUCGUUUGACCUUCAGGGUGAAAUAUGAACGAAGGAGAAGAAACAAGUUUGUUUCUGUCCAGAGACGUGAAUGUUUGACUGUUUGAUCAGCUACGAAUAAAAGAGUUGAAUACGCUGCUGAA
Messenger RNA from Pseudoliparis swirei, 3564 nucleotides. RefSeq names its product acyl-CoA synthetase bubblegum family member 2 (gene acsbg2). Gene Ontology annotation, cellular component: endoplasmic reticulum; membrane. Bases 82 to 2334 code for a protein of 750 amino acids. Gene Ontology annotation, molecular function: long-chain fatty acid-CoA ligase activity. NCBI's taxonomy places the organism in Eukaryota, Metazoa, Chordata, Actinopteri, Perciformes, Liparidae. The record is from RefSeq and is a predicted model, not a curated record. The transcript is spliced from 15 exons.